Molecule: messenger RNA, 6979 nt
Organism: Neodiprion fabricii
Lineage: Eukaryota; Metazoa; Arthropoda; Insecta; Hymenoptera; Diprionidae
Gene: Mitf
Product: microphthalmia-associated transcription factor
Exons: 8
Coding region: 483-2027 (514 amino acids)
Biological process (GO): regulation of transcription by RNA polymerase II
Cellular component (GO): nucleus
Molecular function (GO): RNA polymerase II cis-regulatory region sequence-specific DNA binding; protein dimerization activity; DNA-binding transcription factor activity, RNA polymerase II-specific
Source: RefSeq, a predicted model, not a curated record
UAGAGAACUAGUUGUGGAAAAUCUUACUGGUGCAAUGGCGCGCAUCUCGCGGCGGCGUCUGGUCGCGUUUGUUACGUGCGCCGUGUUGCAGUAAGCUAAACGGAUGUGUCGCGUGGCCCCUUUGCCGAAGGUGGUGGAGACGCGGUAUCAACGUUAAAAACGAGAUCAGGAGGGCACCGACAAACGGUCAUCGAACGUUUACGAGAAAAAACAAUUUAAAAAAAAAUUAAAAAAAAAAAAAAAACACUCCGACCAACGCCGGGGGAACGAACAUUAUACAAGAACGCGAUAAACAUUCGAACGGCUUUCUUUAGUCCAACGACAGAAAGUGUUUCAACUGAGUGCUUGCAGAGAUUUUUAAAGUUGGAACAGACCGGACAUCUUUGGAACGAUUUGGAUACGCGUUCUUGUAACGUUCUUGUAUUGUAAUAUCGCGUGUAUUCUUGAUAACGAAUUAUCUAAAUUAAGAAGUUUGAAUCAUCAUGGAUGAGUCGGGGAUUGAUAUGGGAUACGAUCUGGCAGCUCUUGGUAACGAGGAUUUCGAACUUGAGUACAACAAUGAUUUCGAACAAGCUUUGUCGAUGCUCUCCUCGUCUCAGGAUUUCAUGUAUUACGAACUCAAGAGUCGAGCACCGGACACUGGCAGCCCUCCAACGUUUAAAACUGCCACACCAACUUCUCGGACACAGCUCAGGUUACAGCUGAUGAGGGAACAGCUGCAGGAACAAGAGAGACGGGAGGCGGAACAUCAGCAAAGAUUUUCCAGGCCGGUAGCAGCAGCUCCGAGACCCGUUCCGCCGACCCCGCUUUCAACCAUCGGCGUUGACGUGCCUCCGCAAGUGUUGCAGGUACGGACGUUGCUUGAGAACCCGACACGCUACCACGUCGUCCAGAAGCAGAAGAACCAAGUCCGGCAGUUCCUCCACGAGUCUUUCAGGGGCGGCGAUUCCGACGCAUCCGAAAUACCGACGAGCCAGGGCAGCGAGGGCGGUGGGUGCGUCACACCCCUCGACACGGGGCCCCCUCCUCAGCAUGCCGUCGCCCCCAUAGCCGCCCCCAUGGUGCACAGCGCCCCCCCUCACAACCCGCCGAAGCCACAGCAUCCCCAUAUCGCCUCCUACCCCAGAGGACCCGCUCUCCUCCCUCAGGGGCACGCCGAUGCCGUUAGUCCCGAUAUCGGCACUGGCGCCAUGUCACCCGGACUUUCGAGCGUCGCUACGAGCAACUCGGAGGCGGAGGAUUUGCUGGACGAUAUUCUCUCCUUUGAGACCGGCUCUUUAGGUGAUGGACUAAAAGACAGCCAAUCUGGAAGUUUGUCAAGCUUACCAGAUCUUCAAAUAAAACCAGAACCGCUUCUUCUUACAGACGCUGAAAUCCAUGCCUUGGCCAAGGACAGACAGAAGAAAGACAACCACAAUAUGAUCGAGCGUCGGAGAAGAUUCAACAUCAACGAUAGGAUAAAAGAGCUUGGAACACUGUUGCCAAAAACUAACGAUCCGUACUACGAAAUCGUCCGAGACGUCAGACCGAACAAAGGUACGAUAUUAAAAUCGUCGGUGGAAUACAUAAAGUUAUUGAAGAACGAGUUGACGAGGAUGAAGCAGAGCGAGGUGAGGCAUAAACAGCUCGAAAAUCAAAAUAGGAGGCUGUUGCUACGCGUUCAGGAAUUGGAACUUCAGGCAAAGUCCCACGGGCUUCCUGUAUCGGAGUUUAACUGGCCCUCAACUUCGGCCACCGUGCUCAACACAUACCUCAAAAACAAACCCGAGCAACGGAAGGUACGCAUAUCGAUUCCAGAUGUGGUUGGGGAAACAUCGACGCUAAGCAUUUCCCAGCUCGAGGAUUUGAUGGAGGAUGACACCGGCGGUCCCGUCCACGGCGGUGAUCCGAUGCUAUCUUCGCCGCAUCUGCCUCCCCUGAGUCCGCCGGCAUCGGCAUGCCAUCAUCCCCUGCCGGACGAAGACACCCUCGGCAGUCUCGCCCCGACAACGUCGAACUCGUCGACGGACAUGGACAUCGUCGCGUAGCCAGCGAAUUUUUUUUUUUGAAAAUUUCGAACAACCACGUUUACAAAAAAAAAAAAAAAAUGCUGCCUGUGGAAACGCGAAACGACAGAUGAAAGAGCAACGAAACAAAGAAAAACCAGUCAGGGUUCGAAGAUGAUCAAGAACUAAUACUUAGGUACUCUAAGCGCGGGAUGAGAAGAAGUGAGUCUGCGCGUUUAUGUACCGCGUCUUUCGAAAAUGCAAUCGUAAAUUAUAUCCCAGUGCGGUUUUCCUCCGUGUCUCUCUCCAACUCUCUCUCUCUCUCUCGUUCUCUCGCUCUCUGUUUUACUUUGACGGAUUCCGGUAUGAAACUGGUGAACUCUCGAAACCGAAUAGAAAGAGAGAGAGAGGGAGAGAGAGAUAGAGAGAGAGAGAGAGAGGCGGGGGUCAACCAUCGAUUUAUAUGCAAGUUAUACACGCCCGAAGAAUACGUCGGGAUGACGUCUGACCCUCUGCCCUUUCGGAAAGUGUAGACGUGAUACUGGGACUCGCGAGACCAACUUCCGAAGGAAGAGGCCGCGAAGUUCCGCCCCUCCAAAAAGUUCUCUUGAAAAGAAAAUGGAAUGGCUCUAAGCGAGGUAAGAUUGGGUUAGGGAAAGAGGAGGUCGUGCCUCCCCCCUCCGCCCAUACCUGGAGAUCAUGAACUUUUUCGAUGCCGAAUCGCACGGUACGGUUACAACCUUAAGGCGGAAUUACGUACAUGUGUGCGUCUGUGUGUGUAUAUAUAUAUAUAGAGAGAGAGAGAAAGAAAGAGUGGAUUUCUAACUACCGCAUGGUCCGUCGUCUGCUAAAAUUUAACGCGCACGCGCCACGAUCCGAAAGCAACUGUGUGCCGGGACGAUCAACUGUGACUAACCUAAAAAAAUUCUUUGAACUGAGCACAGCUGCCGUCGACAAGAGUGAAAAAUUUUUAAGGUUACACGCAUCACGGUAAAGUCUCAUCUGAAUUCAUGACGGUUUGUCAUCGUGGAAAACAGCCGCACUCGGAUUGUAACACGUGCGCAUUAAAUUUUAACAGACGGCGGACCAUGCAGUCGUUAGGAAUUCACUCUGUAUAUCAUACAUAUUAUAUGUAUAAACAAGGACGAUGCGAUGCGCGUCAAUUAUAUUUAUUUAUUAUCUUCCUCGCGGUUAUAAGGCCGACGCUUACCGAUGGUUAUUUUGAAAAACUUUCAACUUCAGAGCUCUCAACGAAUGUCAGUGACAAUUUUUAGAAAUUUUGUCGUACGAAAAUCAUUCUGCAGCUCCUUUGCCGGUCUUGUAACGAGGCUUGAAAGUUACCGAAUCCUUUAAUACGCCCACCAGUGCGUGUAUGACGUUAAUUAUGUUAUAUCGAUUCUGAGCUUCUUUGACGUUUUGCACAAUUUAGGCAAUAUCGGGAUUAUAUACUCGCCAAAUCUUAAUUGUUUCGCUCAAAGUAUUAUACGACGUUCACAGUUUCUUUCUUUCUUUCUUCUUUUUCCUUCCUCGUGUUUUCUUUUUUCUUUAUCUCCCUUUUUCAAACGGCAUUUCUCUUCAAUACUUAAUCGUAAUUGCCCACGCUCAUCUGCGUGCCUUUCAUUUCGUCUCCAGCAAUCGCUAUGCGCAAAUAUUUUAUAAUACGUAUAUAGUAGUGCCUUUAUUUAUUAAUACAAGAGAUACAUUUUAUACGUACGUAGAGUAUGAUGGUUAAAGAUCGUCACUUUGAUCAAUAUUGAAACUGAUUUUCUCGCCAGACGCGAGCUGGGAAGCGAAAAGGCAAAGAAAUCGAAACGAAACGAAGUUAAACUUGGAAGAAAACAAACGAGGUGUUACCAUAAUUGUCUUAGAUAAUUACUUUUAUUAUCGUCGUCGUUAUUUUUAUGGGUAUGAUUAUUAUUGUUAUCAUCAUCAUCAUCAUCAUCAUCAUCAUUAUUAUUAUUAUUAUUAUUAUUAUUAUUACUUUACCGAAGGCUGAUGACGCUAGAUUAUAAAAUUGAGAUGUGCUUGCUUUUCAUAGAAAUUUGAUGAACUAUCUAGACGUAAUUUUUUUUUUUUUUUUUUUUAUCAAGUGCGUAUUGUUUCACGCUUCUGUGUUUCUCUGCUCUGUAUCGUAGGAACGCUCGGGCGUGGUCAGAGAAAUCAGAGAACGGGAGAAAAUGAAUCACGGGAUAAUUUGGAGGCGAUCAACAAGUUUUGUCAAAUUUUGAGUUUUUCAUGGUUCUUUUUUUUUUUGAUCAAAAAUAUUUUAAAAUUAACCGUUCUUCGCUUUAUUGAUUUUUACGAUACUUAACGAGACAACGUCGACAUCGAUGAUACCUUUAUCGAAAUCUUGCGAACGUAGUCUUUAGACGCAUAAUCCGUUAAAGUUUCAACGAGUUUCAAGUACAUCGUGCAAGGGUGAGUGUCUGUGUGUGUGUGUGUGUGUGCGUGUGUGUAUGUGUGUCUGUCUACGCGCGAGCUUAUGACUUUCAAUUAUUUUGCUAAAGUUUUUGCGAAAGCUGGAGAUUGAGAUCAAUGGAGUUUUGGCAGUAGCGAUGUACACACCUAUCACCGUUAGAAAGAUUUUUAACUGAACGUAAUGUACAAGCAGGUUCACUUUGUGUUUGAAUUAUUCUUUUUACAUUUAUCGCACAGUAAGUAUGACACGAAUUAUUGUAAUUUUAACACUUCAUUUGUACUUUAUACUUUUUUUUCCCCCUUGCUCAGUGAUACAUUAAAAAAUGGUUGAGUUGAACAAAAAAAUUUUGGUCGACCUGCUGGACCUAUUUGUUCGUUUAUAUUCCCUUAAUUUAUAGCUUAGUUAGUCGGGAGUUUUGAAUGAAAAGUUUUUCUCGCGACCGCUUAAUCGCGAUCUUCUGUAAAAUCUAACCGUCGCAAGAGAAGAAUCGACCCUCGGGAUAAGGUUCAGACUUCGAUUCUACAGUAUUGUUAAAAAAUUCGUACGGUCUUUUAUACUUUCACCAUCGUUUCUCUUCAAUCGCAUUAUCGUUGCGUUUGUUGUACCUGUGAUUGCAAAAAAUAGAAGCCCGCCAUUACGAGCGGUUGAAACCCAAUGAAAGCCGAUUGUGAAAUUGGUUAAGUGGAUGAUGUUUCUUUCGUUUCUUUUCGCCAAGUUUCGCUCUACAGCCUCGGCAAAGACGUUGAUGUAGACAUACGCGGAUCUCUUUAGUAGUCGGUGAAGCAGUCCGUGAUAAAUAGAUUUAUUACAACCUAUUUCGGCUACGCGUCAACAGCAAUGGCCGUGGGUUGCACAUAUAUAUACAUAUAGUUGUCAGUUUUCUCUUUUUAAUAAAACAUUCACGUAUCGCACACACGUAUGUUCAUUUAUACCAAUCCGUCUAUCCGCCUACCCCGUACAUGCUUGUCUCCGUUUAGAGACACAGAGACACCGUUGCAUAUCUGUAGUAAUAAAUUAAUAAGGCACACGCAUUCGCCGCUUGCUGUUUCCCCUCUCAUUUGCCGACACCCAUCGUUAUGCCUUUCCCCCCACCCCGUAAUAAUUCGUUCGCGUCGGGCAUGUUUGCACAGGUAGCUGCAACAUUACUCGGUCGUCGACCCUCCCUCUCGCACACCCCUCUCGCACACGCGUGUUUAUUAUACAAUUUUUAAAAGCAACCUUUUAGCGAGUGCUUCGUUAUAUUUUUUCCCCUAUUUUUUUUUUUUUUUUUUCAAUUUAUUUAUUUUAUUUUUUUUUUUUUUUGCCUUUUUCUCUACCCCGGCUUCUUUUUGCAAGUCCAAACUUGGGGGGAUUAUGUUUCCUUACACGUUUUUUUUUUCUACCCCUUUUUCAUUUAUACGUUGAACAUAUUCGCCCGCGGUCGCGCCUCUAUACCGUGAAAAUAUUGAAAUUUUAUAACACGGAAAUAAUUAAAAACACGGAAAAUCAGUAAUCGGAUUGAUAAUGGCGUUUUCCUUUCUUUCAUUGAAGAGUGAAACGUGGCACGCGAUACACAGACGUGUUUACCAAUAAAUUUCACCGGCUGAAUUCCCAGCUAUCAGGCUUACGUAGGAGGUCGUAUUGCUACUCAACUACUCUUGCCGUCGUUGCGUUUCCCGCGACACAGCGAAUUAUGAUUUACGAAUUACGAUGAUUAGCGUACAGUCGAAAUAAAAUCGCAAGCGCGCUGCGCACGCGCGGCCAUUUUGAUAUUUCAUCCGCGCCUCACACUUCACGCCAGACCAUUCAUACAUUCUUUUCGAGAAUCGAUCUCUCUCGUCAAGCAUAUUCUUACACUUUCGACGGACUAUCGAUCGUAUUAUUGUUAGGUUUAAUCGUCAAUAGGCUGACGCUAAAUAAAUAUGUGUAAACGUGAGGGGUGAUUUUUUUCAAUUAUACCUCUCGCGUAUAAAUAAAGAAGAAAGAUGCAAAGAAACUUAUUGUUUCGAAGAAUGUUAACGUUACUUGCGGUAUCUUGUACAUAAAUGUAAACGUAUAUUCAAACAGUUGUAAAAAUGCGAGUGAAUAGUAGAAACGUGUAAAUAGUAUGUAUAUAUGUAUAUACACACGUAUAUAUAUAUAUAUAUAUAUAUAGCUGCAUGUAUGCCGUGCACGUUGAAAUAUAGUAGAGACGUAUUUUUUGAAAAUUUUUACUCCAGUGCCGCGACCUGCAAUUAUAUCCUUAGUCAGGUAUAUACGUGCAGCGUAUGUAUAUAGCUCAAUUAUUCUCGUUAUUUUUACGGUUGUACUUCGCUCUGCGACCUGCACGGUUGUGUGUACGUUAUAUACACGCAUACACGCAUACACAUACGUUGUCACACCGAGCGCACGUGCCUACAUUAUAUACAUAUGUAAAUAGUAUCGUAGCAAAUUAUUAUUUUAAAUUGUACACGACCAAGGUGUAUGCGUGUAUAUUAUAUACAUACAUAUAUGUAUACCCGUACGCGUAACACACUCGCGAAUGCGAGGAGGAAAUACGGGCACUCGUGUGUAGUGCGGAAUUAUAUUUGGAAGAAAAGAUUAAAUAAAAGAAAUU